Messenger RNA from Eurytemora carolleeae, 2332 nucleotides. RefSeq names its product ephrin-B1. Gene Ontology annotation, molecular function: ephrin receptor binding. The transcript is spliced from 6 exons. Gene Ontology annotation, biological process: axon guidance; ephrin receptor signaling pathway. NCBI's taxonomy places the organism in Eukaryota, Metazoa, Arthropoda, Copepoda, Calanoida, Temoridae. The record is from RefSeq and is a predicted model, not a curated record. The coding region runs from base 669 to 1466 and encodes 265 amino acids. Gene Ontology annotation, cellular component: plasma membrane.
UUAAAAGAAACGAUUUGUUUUCCGAAACCAGUUUUAGAAAACUUUUUACCCAUAAAAACCCAACAUGAUGGAUGUCACUGAAAUAGAAUUAAAUAAUUCUGACAUUAUAAAAAGGUUUGACCGACCCACAAGCAAACAAACAAUUAGCUCAAACCUACCCUACAAAAAGUAUUCAAUUAAAAUUCCGUUACGCAGGGCAGACAUAUAUAUCUACAUAUACAAUAAAUCCGUACAUUAUACAUAAUACAGUGUAUAUGAUAUGUAUAUACACACACUACCUUUAGAAAUUAACUGUACAUGGUUCAUGGGACAUGGGACAUGGGAUAUAAGAGACAUUUGACAUUGAACUGGGAACAUCUGGCAUGGGACACGGGACAAUUGAUCUAGUAAAUCUGAAAUGGGACAUCUAAAAUGAGACAUGGGACAUUUGAAUUGGGACAUCUGUAAUGGGACAAAGAACAUCGACAUUGCAGUCAUCGGGACAUGCGGAAAGGAUCCAGCAAUGUGAUCAGCAUGCCCCUGCUCCUGCUCCAUCAUGGAGCAGAACCUAUCUGGAGCUGAACCCGGAGCUGAAAAGUACCACCUGCCUGAACUCACUGAACCUAGCCACCUAAACCUGAUAGAACCCGGAGAUAGGGUGGAUGAAAGGACUGGGAUGAGUGUUGAAGAUGUAUCCGGGUCUACCUAGAGUCCUAGCUCUCGUCCUUAUCCUUCUCCGUCCUAGCUCCAGUGUCAGGGUUCAUAUAAUCCACUGGAACAGUUCUAAUCCUAUGUUUAGGAUUGAUAACACAGAUCAUAUACUGGAUGUGAACCAGGGUAACAUGCCGUGGGAGUACGACCAAGUAAACCUAAUCUGUCCCUGGUACAACGGUACACGGGUACAUGACGAGGAGAAGGAGAAAUAUAUCAUUUAUAAUGUGUCACAGGAUGAGUACGAGAGCUGUAGAAUCCUUCAGGAGGAUCCCAGGGUAGUAGCAGUUUGUGAUAAACCGAACCAAAAACAUCAGUUCACGAUUACAUUCAGAAAUUUCAGCCCGACCCCCCGGGCCCUGGAAUUCCAUCCGGGGAAGGAUUAUUAUUUUAUUUCUACCUCGUGGUCCGGGGACCUUUAUAGAAGACAAGGAGGUGCCUGCUCACAACAUAAUAUGAAGGUUGUGUUUAAAGUUGCCGACCCUGUACAUCAGGGGGGUGCAGGAGGGGGGCACCAGGGGACAGGGGGCGGUGGCACCCUUCCAACCAUUAACUCCCCCCGGGUGCACAUCAACUCUGACAAGCAGAACACGCGCCCAAUCCAAGAUAUUAGAUCCUUUCAAACCGGUUUAGAUAGAUCGAUAGACGGAGAUAAAUAUUCUAGAAGGAACGGAUUAGUCAAACAAGAAGCGUCUACAAUGUCGUCUUCGGUACAUCUUUCUGCCUCUGCUCUUCUUAUUUAUCUUAUAGCUUUUUUAUACUCGGUCAGGACUUAGUGAGAUUAGUAAAUUGUACACUUUAAACUUUGGGCUCUGUUUAUACAUAUGUACACCCUAAUGUGUAGAGCCUGUUUACAAGUGUCUAAAGAGAUUAAAACAAUGGGGGCAUAAAAAGUGAAUGGUCAAACUCAUUAGAAUUUGCCGUUAUUUAUUACCCUGCCCAAGUACAGACUUACCGAGCAUGCAAAUCCAAGCUGUGCAUCCAUAUACAAAACCUAAUUUCCAAAAUGGCCGUCAUGAGGUCAAAAUGGCGGUUUUUUGUGCUACUAAAUAGUGAUAAUAUCAACCAGUGCCAUAUCUUCACAUCGUGGAGCCAAUCCUAAAUCUCUCAACCUCAUUUGAUGCAAAUCUGCGAAAAUACUGAUGCGUUGUUCAGAAUGUUAUUUGCAAGCAGAAAUUGCCAACAAACCCAGUGAUGUAAAAAUGUUGUCAACUUGUAAAAGUUUUAAUAUUUAUUCAUAGUACUCUGAAUCUCAAAAAAAUGUUAAAUUUUUUUAUGUAAAGCGUCAAAAAGUUGAAGAUCUUAUCGAUUUAAAAGAAAUUCCAAUUAAAUAUAAAAACUUGUGAUUAACAUUUAUCAUAAAUAUUAAAAUUUGCUGUUUGAACUUUUCAAUUUUAGAAUUUAAUUCCUAAGUAAUUGUAACGUAGUUUAGAGUGUAUAUAUUUGUACAUGAAUAUUCACUCUGAAGGGUUAGAUAAAAUGUGCUUGUAAUUGAAUUGUACAUACUUUGUUGACCUAAUACACAUGUUAUACGCUGUGCAUGUACAAUAGAAUAUUGCUUUUAUUCUGUACAUUGUACACAGAGCCCGAAAUUUAAAAGAGUAUCGCUGGACAAAACUCCCGAGUUUCCUUUUUGGGAUCU